Drosophila rhopaloa is the source of this 311-nucleotide messenger RNA. It is a transcript of the gene Mst57Da, whose product is annotated as accessory gland-specific peptide 57Da. Bases 17 to 205 code for a protein of 62 amino acids. The transcript has a single exon. The record is from RefSeq and is a predicted model, not a curated record. Lineage: Eukaryota; Metazoa; Arthropoda; Insecta; Diptera; Drosophilidae.
UUCUCCCCUGGCAAACAUGAAGUUCCUUGCUCUUCUCGUCACUUUGGUGUGUGCUGCAGCCAUUGUUAGCGGCGAAUCAAAGAAUACUAAUCACAAUGUCAUCGUCAUCGGCAAACAAGCUGGAGCAGGUGCCCCAGCUGCAGCUGGUGCUGCCCCUGCUGCAGCCCCAGGUCCAGUCGCUGAUGCUAUCCCCGCAGCCAAAUAAACCGAUCGUCGUUCGACAUAACAGGCAUACUUAUUAUAAUGGAGCCCAUUUCAUUGUAUAUGUUUUGAGAUGUUCUGUAUCUAUGCAUAAAAUAGUGUGAACAAUU